UUUCUUUGCCGUCUUUCGCAGCGGACUUUCAGUACUGCAUCUCGCAGACGCCUUCAGAAUAAGGUUCCUGAGAAUCAAAAGAUAUUCCAGGAGGACAAUGGAUUACCUGUCCACUUGAAGGGUGGAGUAACAGAUGCACUGCUUUACAGGCUAACGAUGGGUCUCACUGUUGUGGGUACAGGGUAUGUUCUGUAUGAACUGUUCAAUGCUGCAAUGCCCAAGAAGAAGUGACCUACCUGCCUACACAACGAUGCUCAUCUCUUAAACUUUUUAAAUGGUUAAACUGUAAAUGUUCAGGGAACUGCUAUCCUUGUGAAUGAAGCUUCAGGCAACUGUAAUAAUAUGAAAUAUACAUACAGUCUAUUAUAAAGCA
Messenger RNA from Callorhinchus milii (elephant shark), 373 nucleotides. Its product is annotated as cytochrome c oxidase subunit 7A2, mitochondrial. Lineage: Eukaryota; Metazoa; Chordata; Chondrichthyes; Chimaeriformes; Callorhinchidae. Gene Ontology annotation, biological process: mitochondrial respirasome assembly; regulation of oxidative phosphorylation; mitochondrial electron transport, cytochrome c to oxygen. The record is from RefSeq and is a predicted model, not a curated record.